Peronospora belbahrii is the source of this 942-nucleotide messenger RNA. Lineage: Eukaryota; Oomycota; Peronosporomycetes; Peronosporales; Peronosporaceae. The record is from the annotation of a GenBank genome assembly.
AUGAUAAAAUACAAUCGUGAGGGUGAUUUAUUAUUCUCAUGUGCAAAGGAUCAUACGCCCAAUCUCUGGUAUAGUGAUACUGGUGAACGAAUUGGCACAUAUGUCGGUCAUUCGGGUGCCGUAUGGGCCUGUGACGUGAGUUAUCACUCGGAAAAACUACUUACAGCUUCAGCAGAUGCAAGUGUGAAGCUAUGGGAUGUACAAACAGGUGAAGAACUCUUUUCAUUUCCUCAUACAGGUCCAGCUCGCAGUGUGAACUUUAGUACGGGUGACAAGCAGUUUGUAUCGGUUGCUGACAAGUUUUCAGACCGACCAGCAGCCGUAUUUGUGUACGAUCUAGCAGACAAUGUAGCUAAUCAAAGUGCGGAGCCUGUGCUGACGAUUACCAAGCAUGGCCAUGAAGGUCGCAUUACUGGCGCCUAUUGGAUGCCGCUUAACAAAGCUAUCCUUACUACAGGUGGAGACGGCACCAUCAAGCUAUUUGAUCCUAAAACAGGAGACUUGCUGUCCAGUCAUGACAUUCACAUGGGAGAGAUUACCAAUGUCGCUUUUAACAAGUCCAAGACAUUGGCUAUUACGUCGUCGAAAGACAAUACAGCCAAGCUACUGGACGUUGAAACGAUGAAGGUACUUAAGGUGUACGAGACUGAUCGUCCAGUCAAUUCGGCAGCUAUUUCACCCAUUAAAGAACAUGUUGUGCUAGGCGGUGGACAGGAAGCUAUGAGUGUGACGACGACGUCAGGUCGCGUUGGCAAGUUUGAAGCGCGUUUUUUUCAUAUGGUCUUUCAAGAGGAGUUUGGACGUGUUAAGGGCCAUUUUGGACCGAUCAAUACGAUUGCUUUUCACCCAAACGGAAAGAGCUACGCGUCUGGAGCGGAAGAUGGAUACGUGCGACUACACCACUUUGACAAUGACUACCUCAAGCUCGACGUCAACAAGUAA